This is a messenger RNA of Aspergillus fijiensis CBS 313.89, 462 nucleotides long. Its product is annotated as arsenic resistance protein. Gene Ontology annotation, biological process: antimonite transmembrane transport; arsenite transport. Gene Ontology annotation, cellular component: plasma membrane. Lineage: Eukaryota; Fungi; Ascomycota; Eurotiomycetes; Eurotiales; Aspergillaceae. Bases 1 to 462 code for a protein of 153 amino acids. The transcript has 2 exons. Gene Ontology annotation, molecular function: antimonite transmembrane transporter activity; arsenite transmembrane transporter activity; antiporter activity. The record is from RefSeq and is a predicted model, not a curated record.
AUGCGCGAAUUGACGAUUGACUAUUCCCUGGCCGCGAAAAGCAUCGGGGUAUUCUUGGGGAUCCCGUUGGGAGCAGCGAUCGUCAGCCGCAUUACCUGCGCUUUUGGAGUAUGGAUCAGCCCGUUGUCCUUGAUCGGGCUGCUCUUUACGACUCUGCUGCUGUUUGCUGCUCAGGGAAAGCAGGCGGUGCGCCAGAUCGUUUCUGUAGCCAGAGUGGUGACGCCCCUUGCAGUUUACUUCUCGGUGAGAUUUGCGGUCACGCUCGCCGUGACACGACGAUGUGGCUUUACAUACCGGCUGUCGUGCACACAAAGCUUCACUGCGGCAAACAAUAACUUCGAGCUGACGAUCGCGGUGGCAAUUGCCACAUUUGGGAUGGAGAAUAAUCAGGCGCUGGCUGCUACCGUUAGGCCGCUGAUUCAGGUACCGGGGUUGUUGGGAUUGGUGUAUGCAACUCGGUGA